AUGGAUAGACUUAAUCAAUUGGCUGGCCAACUUUCUCCUUCCGCAAAGAACUCCAUCACUUCGAAGAACCCAGACGAUGUUGUCAUAAUUGCCGCAUACAGAACCGCUUUAACCAAGGGUGGUAAGGGUGGUUUCAAGGAUGUUGGAUCCGAUUGGAUCUUGACCAAGUUUUUGGAACAAUUCAUUGCCAAGUCUGGUGUUGAUCCUAAGCUCAUUGAAGACGUUGCCGUUGGUAACGUUUUAAACAGAGCUGCCGGUGCCUCUGAACAUCGUGGUGCUUGUCUUGCAGCAGGUCUCCCAGACUCAUCUGCCUUCAUUGCUGUCAACAGACAAUGUUCUUCCGGUUUAAUGGCCAUUCAAGACAUUGCCAACAAAAUCAAGGUUGGUGAAAUCGACUGUGGUAUUGGUGCCGGUGUUGAAUCUAUGAGUGCUAACUACGGUCCUCAAUCCAUCCCAAAAGUCACUGAACAAUUGCAAGAAAACGAACAAAUGGCCAAGUGUUUGAUCCCUAUGGGUAUUACCAACGAAAACGUUGCUGCUAAAUAUAACAUGAAGAGACCAGCUCAAGAUGAAUUUGCUGCCAAGUCUUACAACAAGGCUGAAAAGGCUGUUUCCAGUGGUGCUUUCAAAGACGAAAUCUUACCAAUUGAAUCCCAACUUGCUGAAGAGGAUGAUGACGACAAUGUUACCUGGAAGAAGAUCACUGUUGACACCGAUGAAGGUCCAAGAAAGGGUGUUACCGCUGAAUCUUUAGGAAAAAUUCGUCCUGCUUUCAAGAAGGACGGUGUUACAUCAGCUGGUAACGCUUCUCAAGUCUCUGAUGGUGCUGCCGCCGUCUUAUUGACCAGAAGAUCUUUUGCUGAAAAGCACGGUCUCAAGAUUGUUGGUAAGUACGUUAACACCGUUUCCGUAGGUGUUCCACCUGAAAUUAUGGGUGUUGGUCCAGCUAUUGCCAUUCCACACCUUUUAAAGAAGACCGGUAUCACUGUUGAUGAUGUCUCCGUCUUCGAAGUGAACGAAGCUUUCGCUGCUCAAUGUUUAUAUUCUGCUGAAGCAUGUAAGAUUCCUCAAGAAAAAUUAAACUUAAAUGGUGGUGCUAUCGCCCUUGGUCACCCAUUAGGUGCCACUGGUGCUAGACAGUAUGCUACCAUCUUGAGAUUAUUGAAGGCAGGUGAAAUCGGUUUAACCUCCAUGUGUAUCGGUACUGGUAUGGGUGCCGCUUCUCUUGUCGUCAAGGAAUAG
This is a messenger RNA of Dujonia railenensis, 1242 nucleotides long. The record is from the annotation of a GenBank genome assembly. Lineage: Eukaryota; Fungi; Ascomycota; Pichiomycetes; Serinales; Debaryomycetaceae.